This is a messenger RNA of Plodia interpunctella (Indianmeal moth), 1815 nucleotides long. RefSeq names its product nucleoporin NUP42-like. Bases 262 to 1365 code for a protein of 367 amino acids. Lineage: Eukaryota; Metazoa; Arthropoda; Insecta; Lepidoptera; Pyralidae. The record is from RefSeq and is a predicted model, not a curated record. Gene Ontology annotation, molecular function: metal ion binding. The transcript has 3 exons.
UUAUUAGUAAUCUGUGAUUAUAUUGUACCAGACCUACAAAGAUACAGUACAGAGUAGGUACCCCGGAGGUACUUACCUACCUAAGUACUUUACUCUUUGCUAUAAAACAUUUGAAAACACUACUAUCCAAUCCUAAACAAAACUGAUUAUCCAAAGCAACGAACGUGUUUUGUUUGUGUUUAAACUAAUAAAUUUUAAAUUUCUGCUUACUGUAAUAAUAAUAUGUACAUUAUUACAAACUAACAUUAGAGGCUCUCAGAAAUGGUCGUGUGCAAAUUUUUCCAACAAGGUUGUUGCCGUUUCGGGCAGAAUUGCAAAUUUGAACAUAUUUACGGAUCAAAAUACACCUAUCAUGCUAACAAUGUUCAAAGUCAGCCCCAAGUUCAACCUAGCGCUGUAACAGAUGAACAACUUUUGAACCAAGUGCAAUCGGACAUUCAGGCGGCACUAAAGGGAGGCCAAUGGCUACUGUCCAGUUACGCUCCGUUCAAAGAGAAGCCUGUAUUCCCAGGAAUAGCAGAUCUGUCGCCCGAGGAAGCUCGAUUAUUUAUCUAUGAAGCAAAAGCAAACAAUAAUUUGGAUCAAGCGGUGGCUUACAUGAAUAACAUGAUGAGAGAAAAUCAAACCAAAUAUGAACAACUAUUGCAGCCAACUCCUGAAAUAAUCAAAGUAUUGAGGAGCAUCUACAAAGGAGAAAUUGUCUCUUCUCCAUUUAUGAACACAGCACAAACAGGCUUCGGAAACUCUAGUAAUGCAUCAUCUAUAUUUCGUAGUGCAGCACAGAAUACUUCAGUCUUCGGACAGCCUCAACCCUUUGGAUCAUCAGAACAGCAACAACCAUUUGGAUCCCCCAAUGUUUUUGGCCAAUCACCUGACAAUUCAGCAGCCAAAUCCAUCUUUGCACAGGCAUCACAAAACACGUUCAAUCAAAACCCAGCUCCAAAUAAUAUUUUUGGGUCUCCAGUUGAAAAUACUGCUGCAAAAUCCAUAUUCUCUCAAGCCAGUCAAAAUAUCUUUGGCGGCAACCAGAAUGUUCAAAACCAAAGUAUAUUUGGUAGUCCAAAUCAGUCAGUAUUUGCAGCCGAGUCUAAUGCAUUUGGUCAACAAAAGGUGAAUCCAUUUAUGAAUGCUCCGACACCAUCAGAUCCGUUCAAGCAGAGCAAUGCUUCUCCAUUUGGACAGAACAUGUUACAAGAACAAAAACCGCCGUUGGGAAACGUUUUUCAACAGCAAACUGUGAAUGAUCCAGGAGUAUAUAGUAAAAUGGAGGAUUUAUCUAAAGAGGAUAUGGAAGCUUUUAGUAGUGAAGAAUUCAAAUUAGGAUUUGUCCCUGAAUUACCCCCACCUAGGGAGUUAUGCUUUUAAAUAAUAUUUUAUUCAAAGAAUCUAGUCCCUUUUGCAAAUUAAUGUAGUAAUUUAUGAUUUGUGCAUAGAUCAACAAAAAGAAAAAAUGAUUUACGAGUUCCACUGUUCUGAUUCUUAUUUUUUUAACUGUAAGUACUUUAACUCAUACAGCUGUGAUGAUAUUAUAAUUAGUGUAAUUUCAAAUUUUGCCCUAUCACACAAGGACAAAUCAAGUCAAUCGGCUAAUAGAAAAGCUUAUUGUAUUUGAUAAAAUUAAAGUUUAAUCAAGUUAAAUGAUUAUUCAAGUAUUUUCGCAUAUAGUGAGACACACUGACAAACACACUGCACAUUUCAGUUAUAAGUAGUUGGGUUUGCUCCCGCGCGUAACUUAAAUUUAAAUUAUGUUGUUUUUCAGAUUUUAAGCUGAAAGUGUAGUCGGUGACGCAUAGAAAAUAAAUUAUGUUACAUAUU